CGUUGGAUUCCAAAGUUCCCUCAGAUCCGCAACCGAAGGAAAACCACCGUUUCUGCAACCAACCCCUUAACGCUACUUUGCUCGAAACUGACAUUUUGGAUUUUAAGAUCCAAAUAUCAAAACUGAAACACGCUGCUUCGAGUCAAGGGAACUGGGCAGGCGCCGGCGCAUUGCGUCUCCGGCGCACCAAUUUUUUUUCUUUUUUUCUACUCGCAAAUCGCAAUUUUCAGAAAUCUACCGAGUGUAUCAGGGCAUUAAAUGAUGUAUUGCAAGAAAAAGACAGGUUAACUUUGAAGAAGGUGAAAGGUAUUUCUGAAUGUGUGAUGGUAGACAGAGAUCCAGGGACCAUAUUUUCCAACUUUUUUUAGUGUACACAGAUGAAUGACAGCAUCAGGGCGGUCACUUGAGGGAGUAGGUAGUAAGUUGAUGACGGUGAGCCGAAGCUAAUUAAAAUGGACUUUACUGAUGGUUUUGUAUCAAAUGAACAUAGAGAACUUGUCCACUCUGCAAUGGAUAGUGCAGACCCACUGUCUAUUUCUCCAUUGCAGAUCUCUACUUCUCCAAAGUCCCCAAGUUCACCUGAGGUAGAUGAAAAACAUAACACAAGCAAGGGAGGCUCCCCAGGCAAAGGAAGACCACUCAAGUACGACAGGCACUCACAUUCUCCAGAAGAUGGUUGUCCUCAAAAAGGUGAUUGUUGUGGUGAAGAGACCUUGGGACGGUUGCUUGAUACUGAUGAUAGUUAUCCACUUGACCCAAAUGACCUAAAUUAUAAUAGUAGUGAGGAAUGCAAACAUCCAAGUGCAAUAAAAUCAGCACAGGAUUUUGAGAAGUACAAAAAGAAGGUGACUAUAACAGUUGAGGAAUACUUCGCAACUGAUGAUGUUGUCUCAACUGCCAAUGAAUUAAGAGAACUUGCAAUGCCGAGCUAUAACUAUUAUUUUGUUAAAAAGCUUGUCUCCAUGUCUAUGGAUGGGCAUGACAAAGAGAAGGAAAUGGCUGCUGUUUUAUUAUCUGCACUGUAUGCUGAUGUGAUUGAUCCCCCACAAGUUUAUAAAGGCUUCAGUAAAUUGGUGGAAUCUGCAGAUGACUUGAUUGUGGAUAUACCAGAUACAGUGGAUGUUCUUGCAUUGUUUAUAGCUCGAGCUGUGGUGGAUGACAUACUUCCUCCUGCUUUUCUUAGAAAACAGAUGGCUUCCCUACCUAGCGAUUCAAAGGGAGUGGAAGUCUUAAAAAGAGCAGAGAAAGGGUAUCUUGCAGCUCCUCUUCAUGCGGAAAUUAUUGAGCGUCGAUGGGGAGGUAGCAAGAAUAAAACAGUUGAGGAUGUUAAAGCCAGGAUAAACAAUCUGCUGAUAGAGUAUGUAGUAAGUGGUGAUAAGAAAGAGGCUUCUAGGUGCAUCAAGGAUUUGAAAGUUCCUUUCUUCCAUCAUGAAAUAGUUAAAUGUGCUCUUGUAAUGGCAAUGGAGAGGAAUCGAGCUGAAGGCCGAUUACUAGAUUUGCUUAAAGAAGCAGCUGAAGAAGGUUUGAUUAACUCAAGUCAAAUCACAAAGGGAUUUAGUAGGAUGAUUGACACUGUUGAUGAUUUGUCACUUGACAUUCCAAAUGCACAGGGGAUAUUACAGUCUUUGAUCUCUAAGGCAGCAUCUGAAGGCUGGUUGUGUGCAUCAUCUUUGAGAUCACUUUCAGCAAAGCCAGAAAAGAGAUCCUUGGAAGAUAGUGCUACAAAAGUUUUCAAGAUGAAGGCUCAAUCAAUUAUUCAAGAGUAUUUCUUGUCUGGUGAUAUCUCAGAGGUAAAGUCUGCAGAUGACACUGCUUUAGAUAAUCCAGUUGUUGUUGAGGAUCUUGCCAUGUUUUUGGCCAGAGCAGUGGUGGAUGAAGUCUUGGCUCCACAGCACUUGGAAGAGAUUGGGAGCCAAUUUUGGGGGUUGGAAUCAAUUGGGAGCAAAGUACUUCAAAUGACAAAGUCCUUGUUAAAGGCUCGACUUUCUGGGGAACGGAUCUUAAGGUGUUGGGGUGGUGGUGGUGAAAGUGGCAGGCCUGGAUGGGCAGUUGAGGAUGUCAAAGACAAAAUUCGCAAGCUUCUAGAGGAGUAUGAAUCUGGUGGGGAUGUUAGAGAAGCUUAUAGGUGUAUAAAGGAGUUAGGCAUGCCAUUUUUCCACCAUGAGGUUGUUAAGAAAGCACUGGUGACAGUUAUGGAGAAGAAGAAUGAAAGACUAUGGGGUUUGCUUGAAGAGUGUUUUGACUCUGGACUUAUAACCAUGUAUCAGAUGACAAAGGGUUUUGGGAGGGUAGCAGAAUCUCUUGAUGAUUUGGCUCUUGAUGUUCCAGAUGCUGAGAAACAAUUUGUGCAUUAUGUUCAAAGAGCAAAGGUGGCAGGGUGGUUAGACUUAUCCUUUAGUUUUAACAAAUCAACACAUGCAAGAGAGAAUGGCCCUUGCCAAUGAAAAUGGCUCCUGUUUGUGCAUUUUGGCUUGACUCCAUGACGUACUUGCAACCAUAUGGCACAGAAACCUAUUCUUUCUCGCAUCAUGUUAUACUACUUGCAUUUCUACAUUUUCUGUUAUUCCAAAUCAAAGCAUACAUGGAUGGAAGAUGAAACAGCUACAGAACUUGGAUUUGCAUCAUUGACGGUUUUAUGCUGAAGUUUUGCUAUGAUAUUACUAGGAAGGUUGGAUUUGCACAACUGAGAAUUUUGUGCGGUGGUUGUCCUAGAAUUUGAUCCUAGUUCUUUUGGCAAGCAGGGUAGUUUUGAAUUUUACUAGAAAGUUUUGAGAAGUGCAACACUCUUCUUAAUUUGCAAUCUCAUUUCUUGUAUUAAAGCAUCUUGUAAUGGCAUUGAGCAGCCUUUGGAAGAUGCAUAAUAUAAUGAAUGUAUUGUUACUUUCCAGGAACAUUUGAAAAAUGGUUUCUAAAAGGCAAGUCAUAUACUUGUAUCAUAAAAGAAUAUUCAUAACUAAUGAAAAUUUUUAUUUCAUCAAAAGUUGGAGUGAUUACAAAUAAUUAUUUUCAAGUUUCGAUUGAAGGUUACUUCCUUUUUCUUUUUGACCUUAAUGCAAGUCCGUUUCUGUUUGCUAACUUAAAUUUAAGUUAUUGCUUCAUCUGUAACAAAAGAAGUUAGAAUCUUAUAAAUGUUGAGAUAUUGA
Molecule: messenger RNA, 3143 nt
Organism: Rubroshorea leprosula
Lineage: Eukaryota; Viridiplantae; Streptophyta; Magnoliopsida; Malvales; Dipterocarpaceae
Source: the annotation of a GenBank genome assembly